AUGUCUUCUGCUGCGCCUACGAAUAACGAAGCCAGUCGGGCCAAUAAUACCAGCUCUCCUCAGACCCAGAUCCGCAAACGAUCGAGAUCGCCCUCUGGUGCCAGUCUCGGAACGGUUCAGAAGCGACAGAAUCUAGAGACUGCUCAGGACACCAAACCAGUGCUCGACCACCACCAAACCGAGCUCAAUGUCGGCAUGACUUCCGCCGCUCCGGCUGCAGGACCAGGCCCGUCAGAGUCCUCCUUCAACAGGGGCUGCCUCACUGUCGGCUCAAUCUACCACUCUGCACUGCAGGAUCCCAACCAGGGGCUAGCUAAACCCCGUCAAGACACUGACCGACCGACCGACUACUGA
Molecule: messenger RNA, 354 nt
Organism: Puccinia graminis f. sp. tritici CRL 75-36-700-3
Lineage: Eukaryota; Fungi; Basidiomycota; Pucciniomycetes; Pucciniales; Pucciniaceae
Exons: 2
Coding region: 1-354 (117 amino acids)
Source: RefSeq, a predicted model, not a curated record